GGUUGUUUUAGUUGACAACCAAUCAAUUAUUUUAUUUAUGUCAUUUAAUGAUGCGAACAACAAAUCCAUCCAUUUUCAGAGCUGGUUAUCCUCACGAGGGUCGUGGUAGUGCUGGAGCCUAUCCCAGCUGUCAAAGCUUUAAUGAUUACUUGAUUUCAAAAGUAACUUUUUAGUUACUUUCCGCAGUUGCAGAAAUUUCACUUAUCUGCAAUACAAAAAAGAGCAUUAGACAAACAGUACCCAUGACUUGAAGAGCAAGAACACAUUCUUUGUUCUCUGUGACAAGUUUAUGUAGCAGUUUAACUUGCAAAGCUGUGGAUGACUUGAUGGGGUGGGGGUGGGGGGUGGAAAGUACUCUAUAGUGUAACCCAUUAAAGCAGCUCAUGAAUAGCCCGGGCUUCUGACGCUUGACUGUUGCUAAUGUGGUAUUUAAAGUACAUGAACCUAACUGAAGCUGUCCUUGAAGAAUCGACAGCCGUAUUGUCCUAUCCGGGGUGACCAAUGAGGACACCACACAUAUUUUCCACUUUUGCUCUUUUUUUUUUUCCCAACACAAAACACUGCUUCAAUCGCGUUAACGCACCCAUAGCGACAGUUUCGAUCCACUGACGUAUGGUCCAGCUGACAAGUGCUUAAUUUAACCAGAUAGAGCUGUGCUGACAGUAAAAGCCGGGAUACGGUGGUAUUUGAGUGCUUGUCGUGUUAUGAGUGACAUGUUACGGCACGAUUUCAUGGCAGAAGUCUGUACGAGAAUGUGUUUUUGGGGUCGUGAGUAGAAAUCCAGCGGGACUGUAUAUUCCUCGAUUAUUGGGUGGAUUACUCGCUAGGUUCAUCAAUUCUAUAAAUACUGGACUAUGAAAGUCCUAAACAACGUUAAAGAGUUCCCCUAAAUAGGGCCAUGAACGGGGAAUAUUGUGCUUUUCCAAAUACUGUAUGUUGCCAUUGUUAUUAAUACUCUCUGGUUGUUUUCACUUUUUGUUUUAUAAGACUAGUUUUUGUCUUAUAAGACCCCAAAUUUUUAGUCAAAUCUGGAUCUCAACCGUGGCUGACUUUAUCUAUCAUCUGUUAUAUUUUGGCGUACGUUGAAGAAGGCUACGGGGCUAUUUUGAAAAAGUAAGGAGGACAAAGUAGUUACUGUAAUUUCCUGCCUACAGAGUGCACCAGAUUAUAAGUCUCACCCAGUUCAUUUGUAAAGGAAAUACCAUUUGGUACAUACAUAAGCCGCAUCUGUGUAAAAACCGCAAGUUCCCAUAUUGAAACCCGCAUUGAAACACGAGAUAUUUACAAUGAAAGACGGUACACAGAGUUUUAAUAUAUUAGCUUAGCUUAACAUAGCAACAACACAGUAGCAUGAACUGGACUGGUUAAAAAAAAAAACAUACCGGUAAAAAAAAUAAAAAUAAAUAGCCGCAGCAGCUACACAGUAGCAACAUGGUAGGACAGCACUAACAGGGCCGGUUAAAAAAAACAUACCUAAAUCACUGAGACACAGCAGUAACACAGCGCUAACGCUACUGCAGUGCUAACAGGACCGGUUAAAAAAAAAAAAAACAUACCGGUAAAAGUCACUUCCUCAGCACAUAUAUUCCACCGGUGUCACUCUUACCUUUUCCGCUCAAGUAUCCCCUUGCGGCCGUUAGUAAAAAUUCAGACAUUAGUCGCAUCGCCGCAUAAGCCGCAGGGUUCAAAGCGUGUGAAAAAAGUCGCGACUUUUAGGCCGGAAAUUACAGUAUUCAUUUUAAAACGUAGGGAAUAAAAGUAAAAAGUCAUCAGAAAAAUGAAAACUCAAGUAAAGUAAAAAUACCCCCCCCCCCAAAAUCUUAAAUAUUAAGUGUUUGUAUUUCACUUUCCACCAUGAUAAUGAUUACAUCUUACUUACUGUUUUAUGUAAAAUUAACAUCACUGAUGGUGUAGUGAGACAUGUUCUUUUGAACGAAAUGUUCCCGAAUGAAACCGCAAUAUCAGGAGUGCUAUUUCAAAUUUGGGUUUAUUGGAACAGUUAACUCUCACGCUCCAAGUCCGCUCCGUGACAGAUACAGUCGUAGUUUUCUGCUGGACAAGCAGAAAUAAUUUUACGGAGUUAUAAGUCUACUCUCAUUGAGGCGCAACAGAACUGCAGUCUGGUCUGGCUGCCUACGACAACUCUUGACGCCCACUGCCGCAUCGCGCCCACAAGUGCACGCACCGUGAACGGCGAAAGGAGGAAGCACAAGCGAGACAAGUCUGCGCAUUCGGCCCUCCAAGCAACAGCGAAUGCAUCAUCUCCCUCAAAGCGCAGGAAACAAGACAUUUAUUUUGGAUCAAAGGUUUACUUCAGGCACAUGUACGAAACACUUGAAGGCAAGGAAGUCCACCCUGACCUCCUCCAGGCUGGUGCCGUCAGCCACCACGCCAUCCAGUAUGCGGUCUGUGACGCAGACGCAGUUCUCCAGGUGGAGGCGGCGCAGCUUGCUGCACUUCCGCAGCAGGACCAUCAGGUCCUGAUCCGUGAUGUGUCCGCAGCCAGACAGCUUCAAGGAUAGCAGAUGUCCCUUUGGAAGGAGCUCUUCAACCAGCCCUCGAUGUUGCACACCUGCAGCACCCUGCUGGAGUGCCAGCAGAUAGACAGGUGACGCAAAGAUGGUCCCAGCACAAAGUUGGCGCUCCUCAGCUGGGAGAGCGAGCUGAAGUGGAGCACAUUCCACAGCCGGGGGUCCAGGAAGACUUCGCGCAAGGGUGCGCAGGCAACCAGUUCAGGGUGUACCCUGCCUCCAGCCCGAUGACAGCUGGGAGAGGGUCCAGCACUCUUGUGAGGAUAAGAUGGCAUCAAAAAUGAUCCAUUCAGAAGCCUGGAAAUUCUACUCACCCAGAACCGUGAUGUACUACAAUGGCUGCCAGAUCGUACAGACAGCUCUCUGCUAACAAACUUUCUGGCUGUAAAGACAAAAGCAAGCGGGUGGCGUAUUGCCUCCACAAAAGUGCAGCAGUGAAAAAUUCCCUGUGACACCGUGGGCGCAAUGUCAGAUUGAGAGUGGAAUGGAGUGGCCUACCUGGGGUAUCACAAUUGCUGAGGUGAAAUACAGCAAAGACACUGGCAAAAACUAGAGCCAAAUGGGGCUACACCAGCUCAAACGGAGAAAGCCAGUGGGUUCAGAACUACCCGUACUGUGCCGGACCUAUGCAGUCUCCAGUCGACUUCAAGACAGGGAGGCUUAUCUUCGACGCGUCUUUACGCCCAAUUGUGCUCGAGAAUUAUGAUCUGACGGGCCAAGGCACUCUUAAGAUGAAAAAUAAUGGACACUCAGUCCUCAUCGUUCUUCCCUCAAAGAUGUCCAUCACCGGCCUCGCCAAACGUUACACUGCAACCCAACUCCACAUCCACUGGGGCUCCAAAACCAAUCCUCUGGGUUCCGAGCACACGGUCGACGGUAAACAGUACGCUGCGGAGCUGCACAUUGUUCACUACAACUCAGAAAAGUACCCCAAUGUAUCCAUGGCUUUUGACAAAUCUGACGGUCUGGCUGUAAUGGGAGUUUUUAUUGAGAUCGGAGCCGCCAAUCCAGGCUAUGAAAACGUUUUAUCACAUCUCAGUCAAAUCAAAACCAAAUCUAACACCAAAACAAUUCCCGCUUUCGACAUCAGCUCUCUGAUGCCGAAGCGUCUGGACGAGUAUUUCCGCUAUGACGGCUCUCUGACAACACCGCCUUGCUAUCAAAGCGUAAUGUGGACAGUUUUCAAAAACCCUGUCACCAUCUCUCAGGCUCAGUAUGACACCUUGACAGCAACCCUCCUCGCCUCCCCGGCCAAUCACGUCGCCGCCGUCCCUCUCGUUAACACCUUCAGGAAUCCACGGCCCAUCGAGAACCGAGUUGUCUCGACCUCCUUUAAGCAAGGAGUGACUACUUACAUGUCAGCCGCCUGCAUCCCCCAGAGGAAAGCAGUCAUCCGCAAACUCUUGGUCGGUGACAUGGACGAGGUCAUUGAAAGUCGACUCGUGCCACGAAGUUCCGUCAAGUUUCUCUACCAGGGGUACGCAAAAGCAGAAUUGAAGAAACACACCGGAUUUCCAUCGUCAGUUAAUUCUGCGUACAAUCGGCUGGCCAAGUUGCAAGAGAUCGCUCGGCCGACCUUGGCCUUUGGCUCUUUGCUGCGGCAAAAGUCCCUGGAGAUCAAACAGUCCACCACCAGCACCACCACCAAGAGCCUGCCCGUCGCUCUUGCUGAGGCCGUUCUCCCUAAACUCAAUCUCAAAGGCUUCCUGGCCUGCAAAGCAGACCUGGCUCCAGCAACCGUCAAGUUUCUCCUCAGCGGCCCGCCCCUGGUGGGGGGAGACGGGGAUUUAUUCCUGCUUGACCCCUACCUUGAUAGUUACACAAUGCAUCCUUGGCUUGUGCAAAGGGAGUGGGAGGACUAAGAGAGAUCGUGUUGCUUUCUGUUGCGCACAUCGGCCGUGUGUGUCUGCUAUAGCGAAAGUAACAUUCUGGAUUCUCUGGCAUGACGUCUUCUGCUACAUUUUCUGGCUCUCAAGUUCAAUUAUUUAUUCCGCUGUGUGAACAUAAUAAGAAAUUAUUUUUGUGAUCAUUUACAUUUGUGAUUCAAUUCACACACUCCGUGGACCAAUUUUAUCAUCUGCCAUAUUGAGCUAAUUCAAUCAAGAAUGUUUGAUUUGCAACAUAUUUAUGUGUGCCAUUUCCUUG
Syngnathoides biaculeatus (alligator pipefish) is the source of this 4676-nucleotide messenger RNA. It is a transcript of the gene ca12, whose product is annotated as carbonic anhydrase XII. Gene Ontology annotation, molecular function: zinc ion binding; carbonate dehydratase activity. Gene Ontology annotation, cellular component: plasma membrane. Lineage: Eukaryota; Metazoa; Chordata; Actinopteri; Syngnathiformes; Syngnathidae. The transcript has 16 exons. The record is from RefSeq and is a predicted model, not a curated record. The coding region runs from base 3158 to 4393 and encodes 411 amino acids.